This is a messenger RNA of Clarias gariepinus (North African catfish), 1511 nucleotides long. RefSeq lists its product as uncharacterized. Bases 52 to 1257 code for a protein of 401 amino acids. The transcript is spliced from 2 exons. NCBI's taxonomy places the organism in Eukaryota, Metazoa, Chordata, Actinopteri, Siluriformes, Clariidae. The record is from RefSeq and is a predicted model, not a curated record.
GUAAACGAGGUGAACAGAUCCAGAAACACUUUUUUUUUUUCCCGUGAUUGUAUGAUCAAGCCCCUCCUCUUUGAUUUAAAUAUAAAAACCAAGCUGCACUCAGAGUCAGGCAUAAAGAGCCGAGGACACUUCAUACAGGAGACAGGAACUGGAAAAAUAAAAAGUGCCAAAAUGAGACAAACGAGUCAAAAAAUCCCCUUGAUUGUCGUGCUCAGCAUUUUCGUCGGCUCGACACGGGAACUGGAAAUUUUUAAGCCUUCCGGUACCAGGAAGCCAUGCGAAGACCUGUGUGGCAAGCAAGCAUACGAUUACACAACGAGUGGGAAACUGUGCACAGGGACAUGUGACAGGCAAGGGUCUGAUUACUUCUGGUGCUCCACUAAAGAUGGUUGGGAUUAUUGCUCAGUAACAGAGAACACGGAUUACAAAGGCCAUCCAUGUCGAGACGACCAUCCGUGUAAGAAGUACGGCAAGUCUUACACCUGGUGCUACAACAAGAAGGGCAGCUGGGGUUACUGUGGAUUAGUGCACAGUGUAGAAGAACCAAAAACACUAUUGCGUAUAAGUUCAAAACAUCGGAGCGAGUGCAGGGACGAAUGUUUGUACGAUGAGAAAGAGAAGUACUUUUGGUGUAACACAGAUAAAGGCUGGGACUACUGCUCUCCCCUACCUGAUACAACCUACAAGAACGAGCCGUGUCGGUCAGAUCACAGCUGUGGCACUCAUGGCUAUAAAUACAACUGGUGCUGGACAAAUUCAGAGUAUGACUACUGCGGGGUUAUCAGGCCAGGGGAAUGUAAAUACUCUUAUACUGGGAAUAAAGAAAAUCAGUCUAAUGUUGCAAUGUUAUCCUGCACGGCGUCAUACAGCGGAAGCAAUACAGAGACCAAGUUCGACACCGAGCCAGACCCUAUAGAAAUAGCAGAUGGCAGCCGUUGGGGAAGAGAGGUGACAAGCUUGAUUGCACGAUGGCAUAGUGGUUACCUGACUGAGGACCCCAGUUUCCCGGUCACUACAGAUAAUCUGCGCAUUAAUCUACUGGGCGUGGUAAGGAAGGAAAAUCUACAAUACUAUCAAGUAGAAAUCCAUACUAAGGCAGAGAAAUCUGGAAGGAACUCCAGACUGGCCCAGGUUCUGGUACCUGUAGGAAGUUCAGUCCCGAGCAGGUAUGUGCGUACAGCUUUGGCCGAGAGCUUCAGACGUCGGGCCAGGAUUACUUUGGAAGUGGCAGAUUACUUUGAAAGUGGAUCCGUUUGAAGUUAGAGCCAGACCCCAUAGAAAUGGAUGGAGCUCUAAAGCUAAUCAAUCCUGUUAGUGCUCCUUUUUGCUAAUUAUAAUAUAUGUAUUAUGAAAUUAAAAAAAGCAACAAAAUAUAUACCUGUGAUUCCACUAUUUUAAAAGAUGAUUACCUGAACAACAUUUUUGUUUAGACUUCAGAUUGACAUGUAUGUAUGUUAUAAACUUGUUCAUUAAGUUUUUUUUUAAAUAAAUAUUUCUAUAUAUUAAAUAUC